CUUGCAAAUGUUCCAGACAUGGAACAGAAUCCUGCAACUCCCCAACAGGCCCCUGUGUGUGUAAGAGUGGAACACAGGGAGCUCACUGUGACCAGGAUGUCAAUGAAUGUCCAGGGAACCCAUGCCCUGCCCACUCUACCUGCAUCAACACCUGGGGGUCCUUUUACUGUGUCUGCUGGAAUGGAAGUAAUGUUGAUCCUUCAGGAUUCUGUAAUGUAUGUCCUUCAUUUAUGUACGGAGAUGAGAUUUGCAACCGUACCUGCCCCUGCAGUGCUGACAACACCCAGUUCUGUGACAAUGUCAACGGCAUCUGCUUUUGCAAACCAGGCUGGGUGGGUCGUGGAUGCUCAGAAGAUCGGGAUGAGUGUCGAAAUCCGAGAAUGUGUCCCAGGAACUCUGACUGCAUCAAUGUGGCUGGGAAAUACUUGUGUGAAUGUCAUUCUGGAUACGUCAUGAAUAGGGAAACUAAUCUGUGUGAAG
Messenger RNA from Candidula unifasciata, 480 nucleotides. The record is from the annotation of a GenBank genome assembly. NCBI's taxonomy places the organism in Eukaryota, Metazoa, Mollusca, Gastropoda, Stylommatophora, Geomitridae.